Messenger RNA from Condylura cristata (star-nosed mole), 802 nucleotides. Its product is annotated as keratin-associated protein 4-4-like. Gene Ontology annotation, cellular component: keratin filament. Bases 1 to 630 code for a protein of 209 amino acids. The record is from RefSeq and is a predicted model, not a curated record. Lineage: Eukaryota; Metazoa; Chordata; Mammalia; Eulipotyphla; Talpidae. The transcript has 2 exons.
AUGGUCAACUCCUGUUGCGGCUCCGUGUGCUCUGAGCAGGGCUGCGGCCAGGGCUCCUCCCAGGAGACCUGCUGCCCCCCUUGCUGCCAGCCCAGCUGCUGCCAGCCCACCUGCUGCACCACCAGCUGCUGCAGGCCCAGCUGCUGCAUCUCCAGCUGCUGCCAGCCCUGCUGCCGCCCCAGCUGCUGCGGCUCCAGCUGCUGCCGCCCCACCUGCUGCAUCUCCAGCUGCUGCCGCUCCAGCUGCUGCCGCCCCACCUGCUGCAUCUCCAGCUGCUGCCAGCCCUGCUGCGGCUCCAGCUGCUGCAGCCCCUGCUGCUGCCGCCCAGUCUGCUGUGGCUCCAGCUGCUGCAGCCCCUGCUGCAGGCCCCCCUGCUGCAGCCCCUGCUGCCGGCCCCCCUGCUGCAUUUCUAGCUGCUGCCGCCCCUGCUGUGGCUCCAGCGCCAGCUGCUGUGGCUCCAGCUGCUGCCGCCCCAGCUGCUGCCGCCCCUGCUGUGGCUCCAGCUGCUGCAGCCCCAGCUGCUGCCGCCCGGUCUGCUGUGGCUCCAGCUGCUGCAGCCCCUGCUGCCGGCCCCCCUGCUGCAUCUCCAGCUGCUGCCGCCCCUGCUGCUCUGCUGGUUCUUGCUGCUAGUGGCCCGCUCUGGCCCCAGGGCCCCCUUGCCCGCCCGUCAGUGGGGAAGAGAGCAGCUAGCUCGACAGACACGCGGCACCUGCCGCCGCGAAUUUACACACAGGCCCACGGGCUGAUGGCAAACCUCGGGGCUCUUAACUGUUGCUCUUUCUCUUUUGGACACAUCUCAUCA